GCUGGCUGAAGGAAGUUUGUUUCCGGGAACAAUGUCCAAACAAUACAUUUUUGUGCUGGAUAUUCUGCCACGAUUUCUCGACAGAUGAGAAGUCAAGGGGGUGAGGCCAUUGGCACCAUGGAGACAACAAUUCGGGAGCAAACUGAAGCAUUUGACAACACUCCUUUACCUUCCACAUUCCUCCCUGACUGGAUGUCAGACUUACCUGACCAUCUCACCCUUUCUGAAAUCUCAGUCCCUGGCACCCAUGACUCUAUGAGCCUGUUUGGUGGCUCAAAGAUCCGCUGCCAGAGCUGGCCGCUUGAAGCUCAGCUAGCUGCUGGUGUGCGCUUCUUAGAUGUCCGUUGUAAACUAGAAGGUGACCAUUUCCUUAUCUACCAUGUCAACACCUUCCAGGAGGCUGACUUUUCUAGUGUCCUGAAAGACACCUUGAGCUUUCUGAAGGAGCAUCCACGGGAGACAAUACUCAUGAGGGUCAAAGAAGAACUUCCAAUUAUCCCCAAUGCAGAGUUUGCCCCCCGUUUAGGACGAUACUUGGAUGAAGAAGGCCAAGGCCGAGUAUGGGCAAAGGAGGCCAUUCCCACCUUGGGUCAGGCUCGAGGCAAGGUUGUCAUCUUGGAGGAAUUAGAGAAAGAGGUGUUGGGAGUGCCAUAUGAGGAACUGAAUGUGGGAGAUGCCUGGCAUGUUCUCUCUCCAGAAUGCAAAUGGGACAAGGUUAAGGAGCACCUUGGAUUGGCAACCAAUGGUGAUCAAGCUGCCUUGUAUCUUACCUUUUGCUCUGGCAAUGGACUCUUCACUAAUCCUGAGGAAUUGGCUAAAGACAUCAAUCAACGCUGUUAUGAACUUUUGAGGGCUCAAGCUGGUCAAGCUGUUCGCUGGGGUGUGGUGAUAAUGGAUUUCCCUGGAGCCGGCCUGAUCCAAACCAUUGUAGAGAGUAACUUAGAAACAGGAAGUGGCCACCCAUUAGCUUAG
This is a messenger RNA of Hemicordylus capensis (graceful crag lizard), 972 nucleotides long. Its product is annotated as 1-phosphatidylinositol phosphodiesterase-like. The record is from RefSeq and is a predicted model, not a curated record. The transcript is spliced from 2 exons. Bases 85 to 972 code for a protein of 295 amino acids. Gene Ontology annotation, molecular function: phosphoric diester hydrolase activity. Gene Ontology annotation, biological process: lipid metabolic process. NCBI's taxonomy places the organism in Eukaryota, Metazoa, Chordata, Lepidosauria, Squamata, Cordylidae.